Molecule: messenger RNA, 2866 nt
Organism: Hyaloscypha bicolor E
Lineage: Eukaryota; Fungi; Ascomycota; Leotiomycetes; Helotiales; Hyaloscyphaceae
Exons: 1
Coding region: 92-2449 (785 amino acids)
Source: RefSeq, a predicted model, not a curated record
CUUUGUGAAACGCUCCCAAAUUUACCAGUGACAAGACUCUCCUCUUGAGCGACCCUCUGUAACCCGAUAUCACGUGGAAUUCGACAUACACAUGGAUUUUUUACCAUUGCCUGAAGGCUUGUCCGAACAUGAGCUGGUGCCGGAGCUGCCUGGAGCUCCAUAUGACAAUCAAGGCUUCAGUGGCUACGAUGUCCGGCAGGGCUGGAACGUACAGCUCUUGCGAGAAGGAAAUAUCCGUGGGGCAAGAACUGAAUGGAAUGAGUAUUCGCAAGCAAGCCUAACCGAGCAUGGUGACGACGUCCACGGAUUUGACGGAGAGCAACUCGUGCAAUUCCUCGUAGCGCCGUUCAUUCAGAACUGGAUCAUCUAUGGUCUCUCUCAGUCGGCUCUUGGUCAUCACAUAUCCAGGGAUGAUACCACUUUUACCAGAAUCAACGAACGUGGAGAAAUGCGCAGAUAUUUGACAUUGAAACGCCUUUUUGGAGAAUUCUCAGCAAGGAAAGAAGAGCUUGCUCAGGAUGCCCAAUGGCAUCAAGAGUUUCCAGCUCUUUUAGAAGAAGCGUCGUGGAUCCUUGCAGACCUAGAUGCUCUUCAUGAUGAGCUUGGUGCACCGGUGAUUCCAGGGCCCACGGCUGUGGUUCUCUCAGCUCUGCUGCGCACUAUGCAGGAUCACGCCAUCAUUUGGUGUUUCCCACACAUAAUAGACACAUCCGCCCCCAGUCGCGUGAGGUGGCUUGACUACAAAUUAAGAGACGAAGGCUGGUGUCCCGAGCGAAUCGGGCGCCUGCGAGUUGAGCUGGGACCGGAAGGGUUAUAUUACGCCAGCCUCCUUGAGGUGAACAAAGACGGGAAAAAUCACGACGAGUGCUCAAAAUCUGCUUGCGUUGCGUACAAUGUGACAAAUUACGAUGCAUACAGGCAGAGACACGAUACCCGCUAUUGUGACUGCAGAGAUGAGAUAUGCACACAUGAUGUGGACAGCUGCGCAUGCAGAAUCGCGUACGAUGUAGAAUCACUGACCGAGAAGAUAAGGGUAUCAGUAAUGCAGGGGCGAAUACCAUUACUUAUUGCAUCCCAUUCGGAUCGAAGGACGGAAUUGGAAGUGAAAGAUUCUCACGAGGGCCAGGAAUACAUUGCAAUAUCCCAUGUUUGGUCUGAUGGCAUGGGAAAUCCACAUCAAAACGGUCUCCGGCCGUGUCUGAUCCACUUUCUCGACUUCUGUGUUCAAAAGCUGUUUGAGGCAUUGAAGCCUGGAGCAGAGCCGAUAUUUUGGCUUGAUACCAUCUGCGUCCCUCUAUUGCCUCGUGAAGCCAGAGAUGCUGCAAUAGAGAGCAUGCGCCGCGUAUACACAGACGCAAGCGCUGUCUUGGUCAUAACUCAAGAUCUCAUAUCGAGACCUCUACCAAGUACAUUUCAAGAGACCAUCGUUAGAAUAUGUCAGUCAAAAUGGUUGAAGAGACUGUGGACAAUGCAAGAAGGAGUACUAGCAAAGUCGCUUGCAUUUCAGUUUGAAAAUCACGCUAUCGACUAUGAGUUUCUCGACCACCAAGUUCACCGUGAGAUCCAUGCAACGACAGACAAAUCUGCUUUGGUGGGCAGCAGAGCGACUCUUAUGGUUUCGAAUCUCAUUACUAUGCAGGGUAUCGACAAAUCACGGGAAGACUUGUUUAACUCAUUUUGGUUUAACAUUCGUCAUCGUGCAACGUCGAGGCUUAGUGACCAAGCUGUCUGCGGCUCGAUCCUCUGUGGCCUUGAUCUUCGGCCCGUGUUAGCUGCCGAUGACGAGGACAAGAUGAGAGUCUUCUGGAAAAGUUGCCAAGAUAUUCCUUUCGGAGUCUUCUGGGCUAACGGUCCAAGGUUUGACCUUGACACGAUGCGUUGGGCCCCAAAGUCAUUCCUGCAUCCGAGCACGUGGGCUGUACCUCCCCCAAAAACCGGCCUGACUGCAAAGGUAUUGGAUGAUGGGUUGCACUUUUCUGGAGUAAACGCAUUCUACCUUCAGUCAGUUGAUUUGCCAAGUCUUGAAGACAGUAUGAUUGAAUUCCAAGCUGGAGUAGAUCCCACGGCCUAUACCAUGCUCCUGACUAAGAACGUCGACAAUCCAAGCUGGAACUCUCUGCGACCUUUCUGGAAAUGUGUCUGCCUCUUGUGGCAUGAGCUUCCCCAUUCUGGCGGAUUCUCGCAUGGCGUCUUGGUAUCUUAUUCUGGAGUGGAUGAGCAAGAACUCUGCGCUGAACCUCCACACGCGCAACAAACUGUUUUACGCAGCCGUUGGCUCGCUCAAGUCAAUAUAUUCGCCAAGGGCGGAGACUGGGAUGCAUUUGUCGCAUCUUUUCCAACAAGAUAUGGGAAAGACGGCGACUUGCUUCCGAGACAGGCCGUUGAUGUGAUUGUGCAUCCUUCAAGACCUCAAAAAAUCUCGAAAGAGCGCGAGUGGUGCAUCUAUUAAUUGAAUACUGGACGUGACGCAAAACUUUCUUUGGCGUCAUGGGCCUAGUUUAGAGGGAGUUAAUGACGCACAUUUCGGCAAAGACUAAGCUAAAGGAGAGAAGAAAGGAAUCCUGCUGAAGCAAGCGGAAAGUCAUAAUGAUAUCACGAUUCAUGCGCCAGUUUCACGCUGUCACAACCAUAAGGCACGGCUAGCGCCAUUUCAUUACCUCCCAUUUCUUUUUUCUUAAAGAUUCAGCGAGUCUAUCAUUAUUUACAGUAGCGCUUAUUAAGCCCUCCGCUCUCAUUAUUCAUCGUGGAUAAGAUUGACUUACAAGUUGCUAUGUCGAGUUCAAGACUAAGUACUAUGUAUUAUUUCUUUUGCUCUCUUGAUUAUUUAGUCUAGAAUUGCAAGACGCGAACAUUCCACAAGACAGCC